CCUAAAGAGUGCGUGCUUCAUGAAGAGAGACCGCACGUGUGUGUGUGUGUGUGUGUGUGUGUGUGUGUGAACGAGAGAGAGAAUUGGCGGUCAGUUUGAUGCAGACCUUCAGACCGGAGAGAUUCGUGGUCAAAUAUAACUGGACGGCCCAAUCAGAGAAGACAAAAACUCACCCAGAUGAGACGAGUUUGGGACAUCGCUUAGUGCUCCAACCAACAUGAAGAUGUGUGUGUGUGUGGGUGUGUGUUGUUACAUACUAGUAACAUGUAUAAGUGAAAAUGUCUUAAAAUACUCAUGUGAGUGUGUGCAGUUGAAAGGUGAAGUAGUGUGAGUGCGAGGGGGGUCUGAUGGUGUUCACCAUGUCUGAGGAGGACGUUACUAACUGCACCAUCAGCCAUGAAAUCCACCAGUACCUCUUCUCCUCCGUGUAUAUAAUUGUACUUUUGGUGGGCAUUCCCUCCAACCUGUACUCUCUGUACCACGCCGCUCUGCAGCUGAAGCAGAAGAAUGAGCUGGGAGUUUAUUUAAUGAACCUUACUGUGUCGGAUCUGUUAUACCUUGCAUCAUUACCCCUGUGGCUACAGUACUUCUUUCAGGAUGAUAACUGGAGUUACAGAGAGUGGUUGUGUCAGCUCUGUGGCUUCCUGCUCUAUGAGAACAUCUACAUCAGCAUUGGUUUCCUGUGCUGUAUCAGCCUGGACCGCUACCUGGCUGUGGUCCACCCUUUAAGGUUCACCUCUCUCCGCUCUAUGAGUGCGGCGUGGCUUGUUAGUGCCAUUAUCUGGCUGAAGGAGAUCGCUGUGGGUGUGGUUUUCUUCCGCCAUAAAGAACUGAGCAAAAACCGCAAGAACCAAUCAGUGUGCUUUGAGCACUACCCCAUGCAGCCUUGGGAGUAUCCAAUCAACUAUUACCGCUUCACUAUCGGCUUCAUUUUUCCACUGGCUAUUUUACUGAUCAGCUACCUGUGUGUCCUUCGGGCCGUGGGCCGGAGCGCUGGGACGCAGCCGGAUCAGAAGACGAGGGUCAGGCAGUUAGUCAGCAGCACCAUCCUCAUCUUCCUCGUCUGCUUCUCCCCCUACCAUGUCUUCCUGUUGGUGCGCACCCUGCUGGAGCGAGACUGCAACUUUAUCGCAGGAAUAUUUAACUACUACCACAUGUCAUUGUUGCUGACCACCCUGAACUGCGUGGCCGACCCCGCGCUCUACUGCUUCGUAAGCGAAAGUGCCCGCCACGGCCUGUACAGAGCUAUACUCCGGCCCGUUGCUCGGAUGCUGUGCUUCUGCUUUCGCCGUGGCAACGCCAGCCCCGCCAACCCAGCAACCGAUUCCCACGAGGUCGCCACCGACGACAACGGCCAGCCGACCGUGAUGCUGCUCACACACACCGGCAACUUAGGAAAUACAGACACGUCCGGCAAAAACACUUUAAUCACACAGACUAAUGAAAAGACUAUCACAACCUUAAUUAUACACAAUAAUAGGCACUCUGAGAAAUGUGUGGACAGGGAUGGAAAGCCCAGCUGUGUGAUUGCCAUGGAAGAGCAGAGCAAAAAGACAGAGAGGACUGACAAGACAAACAAGAACACCAGCAAGAACAAUCAGUAAACCAGGCCAGAGUCCUUGGAGCAAUGGGAUUAGAAGUCAAGACUGCCUGUAAACAGUCAAUUGCAGCGGCCCUAAUGAAGCAAUGCUGCCCACCCAGCUGUGUUUACAUCAUCACCAUCAUCAUCAUCAUCAUCCUCAUCAUCACCAUCGUCAUCAUCAUCAUCCUCAUC
This is a messenger RNA of Etheostoma cragini (Arkansas darter), 1774 nucleotides long. It is a transcript of the gene gpr68, whose product is annotated as ovarian cancer G-protein coupled receptor 1. The record is from RefSeq and is a predicted model, not a curated record. Bases 348 to 1604 code for a protein of 418 amino acids. Gene Ontology annotation, cellular component: membrane. Gene Ontology annotation, molecular function: G protein-coupled receptor activity. Gene Ontology annotation, biological process: cellular response to pH; G protein-coupled receptor signaling pathway. NCBI's taxonomy places the organism in Eukaryota, Metazoa, Chordata, Actinopteri, Perciformes, Percidae. The transcript has 7 exons.